AUGCCCGAGAUACGCAAUAUCGUGUUCCUUGGGACCAGUUAUGCCGGCCUAGGGGCGGCACAUUACUUCCUCAAGCACAUUCACCCAACGCUCCCCAAGGACGAGAAGGUGACAUACAGAGUCGUGCUGGUCGACCCAUCCACAAAGUUUUAUCUUCGACACGCAUCGCCUCGAGCAUUGGCAAGUGAAGCACUCAUGCCGAACAAGCACAUCUUCCUACCAACCGAGAAUGGUUUCAAGCAAUACGGCGACACUGUGACGUUUGUCCAGGGAAAGGCUGUCUCAUGGGACACAGAGUCGCGAGGCGUCACCAUCCGAAAAGCCAAUGGUAAAGAGGAAGUCUUGCUCUAUCAUGCUCUGAUCCUGGCAACUGGCACCAAGACACCGAGCCCCCUCUACUCUCUGCAGGGCACGCCCCACACCGACAUCGAGGCUGCUCUUGCUGAGAUCCGUGGCAACCUUGCGACUGCGAAGCACAUUGUCAUCGCAGGUGGUGGUCCAGCGGGUGUCGAAUCAGCGGGCGAACUUGGAGAGCUCCUCAACGGCAGAGCUGGAUGGUUCGCUUCAAGACCAUCCCAUCCACAGGCGCAAAUCACACUCUACACCAACUCCGACAAACUUCUACCAGUUCUCAGACCCAGCAUCGGCAAACAAGCUGAGGUCUUCCUAAAACAAGUCGGCGUCGACGUGCAGUACAACACAAAGAUCUCAUCGAGCCAGCCUCUUUCGAACGGUCAAACCAGCGUCAUGCUCCACAACGGCGAAGAAGUCGUUACGGACAUCUACAUCCCAGCAAUGGGCCUCUCUCCAAUGACUGAAUACGUACCCAAGCACCUUCUCGAUCCCCAAGGCUACGUCAAGACCAACGAUCAAACUCUUCGCGUCAAUGCCGCUGGCCCAAGAGUCUACGCUGUUGGUGACGUUGGCACUUACUCUCGCAACAGUAUCAUCGAUAUCAUGGACAGUAUACCAGUUCUCGAGACGAAUCUCAAGCGUGAUCUGCUCGCUGCACAUGUGGAUUACAACGCGAAACCAUCGGGUCCAGAUAGACUGUUCAAAGCAGGACCGGCGGAGACACAGAUUGUACCUGUGGGCAGAUCCAAGGGCGUGGGUGCCUUGUUUGGAUGGAGACUACCGAGUUGGUUCGUGUGGUUGCUGAAAUCGAGGAACUUCAUGGUCACGGAGGCGGGUGUGCAUGAUAGGCUGAUGGGGAACGAUUGGGCGAAGGAGAAGGCUUGGAACGGAAAAUGA
Messenger RNA from Fulvia fulva, 1251 nucleotides. RefSeq names its product Oxidoreductase phnG. The transcript has a single exon. NCBI's taxonomy places the organism in Eukaryota, Fungi, Ascomycota, Dothideomycetes, Mycosphaerellales, Mycosphaerellaceae. The record is from RefSeq and is a predicted model, not a curated record. Gene Ontology annotation, molecular function: flavin adenine dinucleotide binding; electron-transferring-flavoprotein dehydrogenase activity. Gene Ontology annotation, cellular component: cytoplasm. The coding region runs from base 1 to 1251 and encodes 416 amino acids.